AUGGCUUCCGAGUUGAAAGCGUUUCUUCUUCUUUUAACUUUUUUGUGUAUUUUUGGGUACUCCGAGGCACGAUCUUUCGUUAUAGAUUACGAAAACAACUGUUUUCUCAAGGAUGGCAAACCCUUUCGUUACAUUUCUGGAUGCUUCCACUAUUUUAGGGUUCCUCGUUUCUACUGGAAAGACAGGCUCAUGAAAAUGAAAGCAGGCGGUUUAAACUCAGUCCAAACUUACGUCGCUUGGAAUAUUCAUGAACCGGUUCAUGGCCAGUACAACUUUGAAGGCGAUGCAGAUCUUGUGAGCUUUAUAGAACUCGCUAACAUCGUUGGACUGUUGGUGAUUCUCAGACCCGGACCUUAUAUUUGUGCCGAGUGGGAGUUUGGCGGCUAUCCUUCAUGGUUGUUGAUGAAGAACUCAUCAAUUUCUUUAAGAACCAUGGACAACAAGCAAUACCUAUCGUAUGCAGAGUCCUGGCUGAGCGUGCUUUUGCCCAAAAUGAAGCCAUUGCUGUACUCUAAUGGGGGACCAAUCAUAUCUGUGCAAGUGGAGAAUGAGUAUGGCUGGAGGUAUGAAAAAAACCUCAGUUAUUUGUAUUUUCUUGAAGAGUUGUCUCGUAAAUACCUUGGCUAUGAUGUUGUUCUUUUUUCAAACAAUGGAGCUUCGGAGUCUGCAGUCAAGGCCGGCACUAUCCCUUCUCUGUAUCCCACUUUAGACUUCGGACCUGGAACCGAUUUAGAUGAAGCAUUUUCAUUUGUGCGGGAGUUAAAACCAAGGGGACCCCUGGUAGUUAGCGAGUAUUAUCCAGGGUGGCUGGAUCAGUGGAGUAUACCCCACCAAACCAAAGCUGCAGAGGAUGUGGCCAAGACUUUUGACAAAAUGCUGGCAAUGAAUGUAUCUGUGAACUUUUACAUGUACAUGGGAGGUACUAACUUUGGUUUCCUGAAUGGAGGAGGGUCAACACCGCGCAUUACAAGCUAUGAUUAUGAUGCACCCUUGACAGAAGCUGGGGAUACAACCACCAAGUUUCACAUUCUGCGAGAGACAAUUGCCAAGUAUGAGAAAAUACCUGAGAUUCCCAUCCCACCAAACACCACAAAGUUUGCAUAUGGUAAAGUUCAAAUGACACAGCUUUCAACCUUCCUUGAUGCUGCACCAAAGCUUUCUGCUCCCCAUGGCCCUGUGUAUUCAGCUUUUCCUUUGACUAUGGAACAAAUUGGUCAAAGCUAUGGAUUCAUUCUUUACCGAACACAAAUUCCUGCAGAGUUUGCUCAGUCAGCUGUUGUCUUGAAUAUCACUAACUUAGCUCGUGACCGAGCCAUUGUGUAUGUUGGAAAACUUCGCCAAGCUACAAUGUACCAUAACCCUAAAGAUCAGACUGCAUUUCUUAUCAUUGGGAAUGAGUUGCAGCUUGAUAUUUUGGUGGAAAAUAUGGGAAGAGCCAACGGUGGUAUUGCUGACCCUAAAGGGAUCAUUGGCAAUGUUACAAUAAAUGGUGCCGUUCUAAUCAACUGGAAGAUAUAUCCUAUAAACUUAGACAAUCUCUUUUCAGCUUCAGAUGCACUUGAUUAUCUUCCCAAGCCUGAGAAAAACGGUAAAAAGGUAUUUACCACAGAUAAUAGCUUUGCACCUACUUUGUUCUAUGGAGAAUUUCCUGUAAAUUCCUCUUACGACACAUUUCUUCACCUGCCUGGAUGGAGUAAAGGGCAAGCGUUUGUAAAUGGCUUUAAUUUGGGUCGUUACUGGCCUGUGAUUGGUCCACAAGUCACAUUGUUUGUACCAGCAAAUGUGAUAUCACUCAAGCAGAAAACCGCCAGCGUUGUGAUACUGGAGUUGGAUGGUGCUCCCUGUGAAUAUCCUGAAACUUGUUUUGUUGAGCUUGUGACAACUCCUAUUUUAAAUGGGACUGUACAUCCUAUAGAUGGUGAAUUCAGUGUGAACAGUAUUAAAAAUGGUAAAUUUCAUUGAAACCUUUUUCUUUAUUUCCACAUAAAGAUUGAACUAUACACAAGAAAUUUUGUAAAAUAAAUUGUUUUGGUUAGUCUAUUGACUCUGUGUAGAAAAGUUUAUCCCAUCCAUGACAAAGAGAUUUCUCGUUCCUUUUCUUUGUCCUGAUUUAAGGCUAAGCUCUGCUAGCAUGAUAUUGAAAAACUGUUUUUGCAAUAUUUUCAGGUGUGUUUUGUUCUGGUUGUAUUUUGGAAUCAUCAUCAUCAUCAUCAUCAUUAUUUUCUUAACAUCAUCAUCAUCUGUACUCUAAAUUAGUGUUCUUAAUAGUUGGUAGAAUAGCAUAAGGGGUCUGAGUGCUCUGGCCAAAUUGAAAAAUGAAUACAUUACAUAAACAUUUUUUAGACUGUAAUUUUGAAAAUGAACAUUUUAUUAUUAGCAGAAAUUAUUAGAAAUUACUGAUUUGUUAUCUCUUUUCUGAAGUUUUUAUCAUUUUUGUUUGUGUUUUUUUGUACUUUUUAAUAUUUUAUAUUUGUAUCUGGACCACAAUGGAAACUACUGGAAUUUCCAGUAAUUGUGUUAUCUAUUAAAGUCCUUUAUAUUAUUAUUGUUAUUUGCAUCACUUUCAAAAAUCAUGUUACUGAGGAUGUGCUGUGUUUUGAAAAUUCUUGUGCUGUAUGCUAUUUCUUGAAUUUGUUCAACUAUUUUGUUUUGUCUUAUAUUUCUUUACAUUCUUUUGCAGUAAUGGUUAGUUUGUAUAGUUAGUAGUAUAAAAUAAUAAUUCCACAAUUAUUGUGGAAUUCACGCUGUCACUUGUGUAAACAUCCAAUAAAAUUUAUUACUGUGAAACUCACAGUAAUAAAUUAAAAUGUGCUUGUCCCACGGACAAGUCAUGUCAAAGGCUUACACGUCUGGACUAAAUUUCUACCUGCCCCGGACAAAUAAAUCAGACAUAGGUUUUGCUGCACCGUGUUUUAGUCCUAAAUAUUUUUCAUGUUAUGUUUUGAUGACCUUUUUUUUCUAAAAGAAAGUGAAAAACAAGAAGUCAGGUGGCUUGUUUACAGAAACAUGAACAUGCCAACUACAGGAAUAUCAAUGGCUUGAAUGACUUUGCACAUGCUAAAAACCAUGCUGGAAAUAAACUUCUGCUAACAGUGUUAUCAUCCCAGUUGUUUAUUAUUUUGAAAAUAGACAAUUAGAGGCCAUCAAGAACAGUUGACUUUACCACUGACUUAUUAUUAUCAUGAUAAUAAAAUCUUAUAAAAAGCUGCCUUCAAAACUUUAGUGAAAUACUUUCAUAAAAAGAAAACGUCAAUAUCAGUACAAAAUUCCGGCAAAACCCCUCUGCAAUUCAAAAUUCCAAGAAAUCACAUAGAGUUAUAAAAAAUCAAGUCAAAUGUCCCAGUCGAUGACAAAACAAAAAUCAGAUAAGUUUCUGAUCAAUGUAGCCAGCGAACCGCAGACGUAUUUUCGUGCUCUCGCAGGCUAUAAUCAAUGAGGCGAGAUAUAAAUCUUUUGCUGUUCAUUUCCGAUUUCCCGAUGAGAAGACGUAACUAAAGACUAAGAGAUCGAUUAAAAAAAACAUUUAAAAAUAAGGAAACACAUCAAUAGUCCUAUUCAGAAUGGCUCUCUUAAAAACUUCGACGUCACGAAUUGAAGUUUUUGCUGUAAAGUAUAACAUAUAUAAUAAAGUAGGAGUGUCUUGGGGCAUGCUCCCUGGUGAAGAUUUAAAUAUUUAAAUUUUCAAAGCCUUGAUUCUGGCUCUGACUAUUUGCAUUUUUACAGAUCCCCCAAACUCAUAUGGAAUAUUUUUUGGUGACCCGCUUUUCUUAAUUUUUUUUUUGUUAAACACCACCAGAAGAAAGAUGUAAGGUGGGUCAUUUUGACUUCAAAUAUUUGGAAAAGGCGGUAUUCUGAUCCCUCAAACCUUGAUCCAUUCUCCGGAGAAAAUCAUGAGAAGUACAGAAGUGUAACCGGUUUUAAUAUCUCGUUAUUUGAAGGUACACUUCAUGUUGGUAAAACACACGUUUGGUUCAAAAUUGCAAACACUAGGCAUGCGCUACCCCUUCCAGUCUGCAGACCGAUUUCGCACAGAAACGGGUGGUCGUUUCGCGUUUACAUCAGCUGUUACAUGAUACCGUUGCGAGAUUUCGUACCGGACUGAAAUUCUCGCCCCGGUAGAAGAACCAAGGUAAACUCACGCCGGGGUGACUCGCGCCGGCAUGACAUUUUGUGGUGGUAUCAUGUAAACAAAUAUAGUGCCAUGAGAGGGAACCGGAGUGAACUCGCUCCGGGGCGAAAGCCGCCCCGGUGUCAUGUAAACACACACGUAGCCAGCAGUUGAGAAUCAGCGAUAACACAUUUCGAUUUUGAUCUUUUUAUUCUAGAACAAUGAACUUUCAAAACAAAGGGGAUGUGACAAUGCACAUUGAUUACUCAUCAUCGGAUAUUGUUAUGCAAUCGUGUACUUGUGAUUUUGUAAAGUAGGCGUGUGUGAGGCGUGACUGGGGGCUCGUCAAAGCUAUUUCGAGAAAGGUUGUCGGAAAAAAUGUGCACGCGAUAAUCCCGAAAGGUAAUAUGGGAUAAGAUCAAUACGGCGUUCCUGACACUGUAGCUGUCGAAUCUACCUUUUGUUGCUUUCCUUUAGCAGUCGCAAACAUACGUCCAUGAUCUCUAGUGCCAUUCUUUCAAAUUUCUUUGAAGAGCAGUGACCUUUCGGGAUUGUCGCGUGCACUUUUUCCGACAACGUUUCUCGAAAUAGCAGUAAACGAAGUACAAACAGGCAGUAAUCAUUGGGUGAUAACAGGCACCCCAGGUAGCCGAAGCUCGAAAUAUGAGCAUCGGCAUUGUUGCGUAACAUUCAAAAUAUAAGGAUUUGUGUGGGAAAAUAAAAACCUAUCGUUUCUGUAACCUACGAAAAUGAAAGGAUUUCAAUAAAAAACAGCUUACCUUACUUAAAAUGUGUGUUACGUCUCUCCUGUGUACUCCACGGGCCGAAUUAUGGCCGUCUUAUGGGUUUUUAUGUAAACGGUUUUCUCCCUCUAUAUAAGGUUUAUCAGGAGCCGAUUAAUCGGCUCCUGUGUUUAUAUAAGGUUUAUAUAAGGUUUGAAAUCCUUUCAUUUUCGUAGGUUACAGAAACGAUAGGUUUUUUUCCCAUACAAAUCCUUAUAUUUUGAAUGUUACGCAACAAUGCCGAUGCUCGCCGAUGCUCAUAUUUCGAGCUUGGGCUACCUGUGCAGGCACUGGGUUUGAGGAGGUGAUAGAUCAUGUUUCACAGUGUUUUGAUGGUAUCAACGAGAUUUCCGGAGGGCAUGAGAAGGGGCCCUUGUACAAAGAAAACUGAAAAUCUAAUAAUUCUCACUGGGGAAAACACACACAAAAGCUUAGCAUUGAGGUACUUCCCAAAAUUCUUGGCAUGGCCCAGGGAAAUACACUGUAUUCUCUUAUGCAUUUAGGCUCAUUUGACUUUGUGCGUGGGUUUUCCGGGUGAGAAGUAUAUUUCAAUACAAUUUGGCGCGUCAUACAACUCAUGUGACGUCCUUGUGAUACAUUCAAUAUUGCCGGCAGGAGCUCAUCAAAUGUCGGAAAUCGCGCAUAUCUUGGAUGGACAAGACGAAUGUGUUUUAAAACACACGUAAAGAGCUCAGCAAAAUGGCUACAGUGUCGAGACUGCUGAUUUUUGUGUUAAUUUUCUUGUGUGCUCUCAAGUACUCCGAGUCAAGAUCUUUUGUUAUAGAUUACGAGAACAACUGCUUUCUCAAAGAUGGUAAACCCUUUCGAUACAUCGCUGGAUGCCUUCACUAUUUCAGGGUUCCUCGUUUCUACUGGAAAGACAGGCUCAUGAAAAUGAAAGCAGGCGGCUUAAACUCAGUCCAAACUUACGUCGCUUGGAAUAUUCAUGAACCGGUUCAUGGCCAAUACAACUUCGAAGGCGAUGCAGAUCUUGAGAGUUUUAUAGAACUCGCUAACAGCGUUGGACUGUUGGUGAUUCUCAGACCCGGUCCUUAUAUUUGUGCCGAGUGGGAGUUUGGCGGCUAUCCGUCAUGGUUGUUGAUGAAGAACUCAUCGAUUUCUUUAAGAACCAUGGACAAUAAGCAAUACCUAUCGUAUGUAGAGUCCUGGCUAAGGGUGCUUUUCCUCAAAAUGAAGCCAUUGCUGUACUCUAAUGGGGGACCAAUCAUAUCUGUGCAAGUGGAGAAUGAGUAUGGCUGGAGGCAUGAAAGAAACCUUGGUUAUUUGUAUUUUCUUGAAGAGUUGUCUCGUAAAUACCUUGGCAAUGAUGUUAUUCUUUUUUCAAACAAUGCAGCUGUUGGGUAUGCAGUCAAGACCGGCACUAUCCCUUCUCUGUAUCCCACUCUAGACUUCGGAUCUGGAACCAAUUUAGAUAAUGCAUUUGCAUUGGUGCGGGAGUUAAAACCUAGGGGACCCCUGGUAGUGAGUGAGUAUUAUCCAGGGAUGAUGGAUAAGUGGAGUGUACCUCACCAAAUCAGAUCUGCAGAGGUUAUCGCAGAGACGUUUGACAAAAUGCUGGCAAUGAAUGUAUCUGUGGCCUUUUACAUGUACAUGGGAGGAACAAACUUUGGUUUCAUGAAUGGUGGAGGGUCACCACCGCGCAUUACAAGCUAUGAUUAUGAUGCACCCUUGACAGAAGCUGGGGAUACAACUACAAAAUUUCAUGUCCUGCGAGAGACAAUUGCCAAGUAUGAGAAAAUACCCGAGAUUCCCAUCCCACCAAACACCACAAAGUUUGCUUAUGGUAAAGUUCAAAUGACCCAACUUUCAACCUUCCUUGAUGCUGCACCAAAGCUUUCUGCUCCCCAUGGCCCUGUGUAUUCAGCUUUUCCUUUGACUAUGGAACAAAUUGGUCAAAGCUAUGGAUUCAUUCUUUACCGAACACAAAUUCCUGUGGAGUUUGCUCGGUCAACUGUUGUCUUGAAUAUCACAAACUUAGCUCGUGACCGAGCCAUUGUGUAUGUGGGAAAAAUUCGCCAAGCUACAAUGUACUAUAACCGUAAAGAUCAGACUGCAUUUCUUAUCAUUGGGAAUGAGUUGCAACUUGAUAUUUUGGUGGAAAAUAUGGGAAGAGCCAAUGGUGGUUAUGCUGACCCUAAAGGAAUCAUUGGCAAUGUUUCAAUAAAUGGUGCAGUUCUUGUCAACUGGAAGAUAUAUCCUAUAAACUUAGACAAUCUCUUUUCAGCUUCAGAUGCACUUGGCUAUCUUCCCAAGCCUGUCAGAAACAGAAGAGAGGUAUUUACCACAGAUAAUAGCUUUGCACCAACUUUGUUCUAUGGAGAAUUUCCUGUAAAUAGCUCAUACGACACGUUUCUUCACCUGCCUGGAUGGAGUAAAGGGCAAGCGUUUGUAAAUGGCUUUAAUUUGGGUCGUUACUGGCCUGUGAUUGGUCCACAAGUCACAUUGUUUGUACCAGCAAAUGUGAUAUCCCUCAAGCAGAAAACUGCCAGUGUUGUGAUAUUGGAGUUGGAUGGUGCUCCUUGUGAAUAUCCUGAAACUUGUUUUGUUGAGUUUGUGACAACUCCUAUUUUAAAUGGGAUUGUACAUCCUAUAGAUGGUGAAUUCAGUGUGAACACUAUAAAAGAUGGUAGAUUUCAUUGAAACUUUUUAAAUUUCCACAUAAAGAUUGUACCAUACUGAAGAAUUUUUUUUUACUUUUUCUUUUUCCUGAUUUUCUCUAAACUAUGUUAGCAUGAUAUUGAAAAACUGUUUUGGCAAUAUUUUUAGUUUCUUUUUGUUCUGUUUGUAUUAUGCAAACAUCAUCAUCAUCAUCAUUGUUAUCUUCAUCAUCAUUACUCUAAUUUAGUGUUAUUAACAGUUGGUAGAAUAACAUACAGUUAACUCUCUCAUAAGCGGCUACCCUUGCUGCACGACAAAGUGAUCGCUUUUGGGAGGAGGUUGUCUAUGGGAAAAAUAGUCAAAAAUAUAAGCUGAAACUGAACUGAUUAAAAUAAUUAGAUAAAGUUAUUUCCUUUAUAGCUAUAACUUAAGCAAAUAGACAACUUACAAUAAUCUUGUAGAUUGCUGAAAGAGUGCUUGGAACUGUUAAAACUUUGUAUAUAGAACAUUUUGCAUCAAUGUUACAAUCCACUCUUUUGCCUAUAGAUUCUAGUACAGCUGUCUUUUUUGUAAUUAAGUCAACUGCUAUAAUCUGUCAGGACACUUGGUCAGAGCUACCAAAAACUGAACUUUUGUGACAUUCGGGCAAUUCUUACAAGCAUACGUGAUCAUGUGGGGUGGUUGGGCUUUUCUCGUGGUCAUGUCUUAGACAGGAUCAUCAAUCCAAAAACCUAGAAAUAUUUAAAUCGGUCACUGUUCUUAUUGAGUCAUUGCUUUUGGUUUUAAUAAAUUAUUUACUGUCAUUAUAUACUGCUGGAUCUUGAUUGUAAACGAUUGCAUAAGUUUUAACUGCAUUUAGAUGUAGUCCGACAUUUGUAGCUGCAUUCUCUACACUUAAUAGCACUAUGUGUUUCAUCAAUCUGGCUGAGGUCAUUGAGCAUCAACGCUUAAUGUCAUCAGCAAAGUCUAUAUCGCUAACUGUGAUUGGUGGGUGUCAUCUGCUCUCUCUUGGUUCAACUGUAAAGCUGGCAGGAUUGCCGGCUUUUAAUCUUUGCCUCAUUGCAUGGUCAAGGACAUUAUUGUAAAGAGGUAUAGGGCAAGAGUGUUCCCCUGAAAAACCUCCGCUAUGAUUUCAAACCCAUCUGUUUCUCCAUCUGGCGACAAGACAUGUGCCUGAGUGUUCUCAUACAUAUUAACAAUUGUGUUCACAUGUUCAUCAGAUAUGCCAUAUGCCUUGAGGAUACGCAGCAUUUUACCACGAUGAAUACUGUUGAACAUCCGAUAAAAGGUUACAAAUAAAAAUGUUCAGUAUCUCAAUUUCUACGAAAGCCCUAUUCAAUCAAGCAAGUUUUCUUGACAAAUUUUUCCGGGCAAGAAAAAAUGCUUAGUGUGUAAACACAGCUUUGCUAUGUAUGAUUACUUUUAUGGGGUAGUGGAGGAGGAAGGCUGGUGGGAUUUGAAGGGCAUUCCUGUGAUAUAAAGUGAUCCCACUAUUUAGUCCUAAAUAUCUUUGAUGUUAUGUUGUGAUGACCUUUUUUUAUAUUUUAAGAAGAAAGUGAAAACGUCAGGUCAAUAUUCGUGUAGUUGGCUUGUUUACAGGAACAUGAACAAGCCAACUACAGGAAUAUCAAUGGCUUGAAUGAAUAUGCAGAUGUCAAAAAUUAUGCUGGAAAGAAACCUCUGCCAACAGUGUUAUCAUCCCAGUUAUUUAUUAUUUUAAAAAUAGACAAUUAGAGGCCAUCAAGAACAGUUGUUGACUUUACCACUGAUUGAAGUUUUUGCUGAAAAGGAUAAUAAAGUAGGAGUGUCAUGGGGCAUGCUCGCUAGUGAAACUUUGAACCUUUAAAUUUUCAUUCAUUUUACAGAUACCCCAAACGUAUAUGGAGUAUUUUGGUGACCCGCUUUUCUUAGUUUUUUUAUUUGUUAAACACCACCAGAGAAAGAUGCAAGGUGUGUCAUUUUGACUAAAAGGCAGAACUCAAGAGGUAUUUUGAUUAUUCACGUACACUCGCUUCAAACGACUUUCAUUGGGUCAGGGAUUUCUUUGCCCUACCAGCCCCCGGCCCCGCUAGCCUCUCUUCCCUGAUGAAAAAACGGUAAAAGAACCCCUUAUCUGACAGGGCCGUUGAGGUGGGCGUGUCUAAGGCGUGACCGGGGGCACGUCAGUAUAGGUGUUAAAAUGGACGAUAACAGGCCUGGGUUAGAGGCUACUGCGAACGUGAGAUACCAUGUUUCAUAGUGUUAUGACUGAAUCGACGAGAUUUCCGGAGGGCAUGAGAUGGGGCUCGUAGAACAAAACUGAGAAUCAACACGCUUUGGCGGGUGUACAACUCAUGUGACCGACUCGUGACAUUAUUGAGUGUCGGAAAUUAUGCAUAUAUUAGAGGAACAAAAUGAUUGUGUUUUAGAACACGCAAAGAGCUCAGCAAGAUGGCUACAGUGUCGGGACUGCUGAUUGUUGUGUUAAUUUUCUUGUGUGCUCUCCGGUACUCCGAGUCAAGAUCUUUUGUUAUAGAUUACGAGAACAACUGCUUUCUCAAAGAUGGUAAACCCUUUCGUUACAUCGCUGGGUGCUUUCACUAUUUCAGGGUUCCUCGCGUGUACUGGAAAGACAGGCUCAUGAAAAUGAAAGCAGGCGGUUUAAACUCAGUCCAAACUUACGUUGCUUGGAAUAUUCACGAACCAGUUCAUGGCCAGUACAACUUCAAAGGCGAUGCAGAUCUUGUGAGCUUUAUAGAACUCGCUAACAGCAUUGGACUUCUAGUGAUUCUCAGACCCGGACCUUAUAUUUGCGCUGAGUGGGAAAAUGGCGGGUAUCCAUCAUGGUUAUUGAUGAAGAACUCAUCGAUUUCCUUAAGAACCAUGGACAACAAGCAAUACCUAUCGUAUGCAGAGUCCUGGCUGAGCGUGCUAUUGCCCAUGAUGAAGCCAUUGCUGUACUCAAAUGGGGGACCAAUCAUAUCAGUCCAAGUUGAAAAUGAGUAUGGGUAUUACAGGGCAUGUGAUCUGAACUAUUUGAAGUUUCUUGAAGAGUUGUUUCGUAAAUACCUUGGUAGUAAUGUUAUUCUUUUUUCAAACAAUGGCGCCCGUGAGUCUUUAUUAAAGUGUGGUACUAUCCCUUCCCUGUAUCCCACUUUGGACAUUGGCGCUGGAAGUAAUUUAGAUAGGGCAUCUGCAGCAAAGCGGAAGUUUGCCCCCAGGGGACCUUUGGUAGUCACUGAGUAUUACCCAGGGUGGUUGGAUCACUGGAGUGUACCUCACCAAACCAGAUCUGCACAGAAAGUUGAUCAGACUUUUGACAAAAUGCUGGCAAUGAAUGUAUCUGUAGUCUUUUACAUGUACAUGGGAGGUACUAACUUUGGUUUCAUGAAUGGUGGAAGAUACCAUCAAACUUUACUGACGAGCAUUACGAGUUAUGAUUAUGAUGCACCUUUGACAGAAGCUGGUGAUACAACUACAAAAUUUCAUGUCCUGCGAGAGACAAUUGCCAAGUACGAGAAGAUACCUGAGAUUCCCAUCCCACCAAACACUACAAAGUUUGCAUAUGGUAAAGUUCAAAUGACACAACUUUCAACCUUUCUUGAUGCUGUGCCAAAUCUUUCUGCUCCCCAAGGCCCUGUAAAUUCAACCUUUCCUUUAACCAUGGAACAAAUUGGACAAAGCUAUGGAUUCAUUCUUUACCAAACACAAAUUCCUGCAGAGUUUGCUCAGUCAACAGUUGUCUUGAAUAUCACUAGCUUAGCACGUGACCGAGCCAUUGUGUAUGUGGGAAAAAUUCGUCAAGCUACAAUGUACCGUGAUCCUAAAGAUCAGACUGCAUCUCUCAUCAUUCAGAAUGAGUUGCAGCUUGAUAUUUUGGUGGAAAAUAUGGGAAGAGCCAAUCAAGGUUACGCUGAGCCUAAAGGGAUCGUUGGUAAUGUUACAAUAAAUGGUGCAGUUCUGAUCAAUUGGAAGAUAUAUCCUAUAAACUUAGAUAGUCUCUUUUCAGCUACAGAUGGCUAUCUUAACAUUGAGCAACACCAAAAGGGGUUAUUUACUAACAGCUUUGCACCUACAUUUUUUCAUGGGGAAUUCUUUGUAAAUUCCUCAUAUGACACAUUUCUUCACCUGCCUGGAUGGAGUAAAGGGCAAGCGUUUGUAAAUGGCUUUAAUUUGGGACGUUACUGGCCCGUGAUUGGUCCACAAGUCACAUUGUUUGUACCAGCAAAUGUGAUAUCACUCAAGCAGAAAACUGCCAGUGUUGUGUUAUUGGAGUUGGAUGGUGCUCCCUGUGAAUCUCCUGAAACUUGUUUUGUUGAGUUUGUGACAACUCCUAUUUUAAAUGGGACUGUACAUCCUAUAGUAGAUGGUGAAUUCAGUGUGAACACUUUAAAAACUGAGAAAUUUCAUUGA
Molecule: messenger RNA, 11901 nt
Organism: Porites evermanni
Lineage: Eukaryota; Metazoa; Cnidaria; Anthozoa; Scleractinia; Poritidae
Source: the annotation of a GenBank genome assembly